AUGUUAUCUUGUGAAGCAUUUUUUAAAUUUUUGUUAUCUAAUAAUUUAAAAAUCGAUGAUGUAGAGAAUAAUUACCGCUCGAAACAUUCGAUCUAUGGUCAGGCUUGCCUUUUUUUUAAGAAAGAAAAUACGCUCAAUCGUCGUCGUAACUUUUAUGAUUUUUGGAGAAAGAACAUAGGAACACUGCUUGAGUUGAACAAAUCAAGUAAAAAUUCUUUCAUCGAUGCUUGCGUAAAUCAGCAAGAUGUGGAAAUUGAAGCUGCCUGUUGUCAAAUCAUCAUUCCUGAUAAGGCAACUGAACCUUCUACGACAGUAACUGUUACCGAGCGUAGGAGUGUGGUGAAUGAUUUUCCUGCAAUGACGUCUGACUCAGUUUCAGUGGCGGUUGUGGGUAAAACAUUUGGUGAUAAAUACUACAUUAAUUCACAAUGUACGGGCAUUUGUUUUUUUGACCGAGGUGAAGACAACAAGUUGUUAUUCAAUGUUACAGAUGAAGUGAAGUACCAAUGGAUAAACAAUGUUGUGAUUAACUAUGAGUAUGAUGAACAAGAGGUUGAAGAUGUUAGAAAUUCUAUUAAGGAGUUGAUGAAAACUGAAGAAGUGCAACAAACAUUAAUACUUUUUGACCCGAAUGUAUUUCCGUUUGCUAGGUCCGAAAGAUCAGGUUACGAAUAUUAUAUCUUUGAUUACGUAAACUUUUACAUAAAAGUAAGUGAUUGGGAUUUUUUAAUAAAUUCAACAAAUGUUUAUAGAAACCAUUUCUUGCUAAAUUUAUUGAUUCCUGUUUGCAAUCCAUGUGUGUUGAAUUUUAAAAAAAUAACGGUGAGACCUAAGCAAAUUGUUGCGUACAUUUAUUGCUCAUUUAAUCAUUGUAGAUUAUUUAAAAUGCAAAUCAAAUCACCCAGCCCGUCUGAUUCAUUGGUCAAUUGUAAAAUUUUAACAAACAUAAAGUACUAUUUUCACGUAGGAAAAGGAAUACGACAAUUGAGAGGUUUAGAAAGAAAUCACCAAAAAAGAAAACUGGCUAAUAAGCUACCGACACUUGUCCGAAUGGACUGUAUUAAUGCCUCCGAUGAUAAUACAGUGCAUCAAGGCAACAUGAUGCAAAUUCACUCAAAUGACGUUUUAGCUAAAGCUAGAUCUGAGUCUUUGAGUGUUGACGAUGAGGAUAAAGAUGACGUUUUUGAUGUAAUUUUAAAGCUAAGAAAUGAACUACUUGCUUCAGAUAGUGACAGAUUCAUACAACAUGUUAGUGAGCCGUUAUGCAUCGUUUCAUAUUCAUACAAACAGGUUGAAGUUGCUAAACGAAACAAAAAAAAGGACGUAUUGCCAGUGUUGUAUUUUGAUUCGACAGGAUCGGUGAUAAGAAGGACCAGCUCAAAGCAGAAGAGAAUUUUUUAUUACUCUGGUGUUAUUACAGUUGAUUUAGAAAAAAAAAGAGUAACGAGUAUAUGCAAAGAAAUAGCACUCAAAUUACCAAAAUUGACCAAAAGAAAACAGUUAAAAGUGCAAAACAUUUUUGAAGAAAAGUGGGGUAAAAGAAAACCCAAAAAAAGAUCUUUCUUCAAUGGAUGCUUGUUGCCUUCCAAAAUUAAACAAAUUAUGAGCAAUGACGUGGUUCCUAAUAUUAGUGAAGUAAAGGUUGUUGAAAAUAUGUUAUUAAAUUCAAAAGACAAUGUGAUUCGACAACUAACAUUAAACAAAACUGUUACUACUUUUCCAAACAAAUUGGUCUCUGAUCCACAAUUUUACAUGCACAAUCUUGGUGACAACGGAACAGCAAUGGCAAAAAUUGGUGAUCUAAUAUAUUUUGAAGAUUUCCGAACACUCAAUGGAAAAGAAUGGUUGUCAACAACAAUAGUUGAUAUUUUACUGGAAAAAACCUACAUCAUGAAAAAAUCGAUUUAUGUCCCAAGCGGCCUUAGUACCGCUGCGUUAAACAAGGGUUUUAAUGAUAAAUGUUCUAUAUUAUCAAUGCUUUUGUUUUCUAAAAAAUACACUUUCAUACCUUAUUUGCUUAAUGGUAACCACUACUGUUGUUUUGUUGCUGAUGCUGAAAAGGGUACGGUUUUUUUUUAUAACCCGAUUAUUACGGGAAAUAUUUGUGAGGAAAAAUUACAAUCUUUGUUUUUUUCAUUUCUAAAAUGUUAUUGCAGCUUUGUCAAUUGUAAUGCUAAUUGGAUAUUUACGCCACAGCCAAAAUCAUGUGAACAAAGAGACACAUGGAACUGUGGCAUAUAUUUAAUUCGUAUGUUAAGAAUGCUAGAUUCUUGUCAGCAGUUAACUGAAACAUUUGAUCCAGAUGAUCUACGUUACACUUAUCAACAAGAGGUGUUGCAAUCAUCAGAAGACAUGACUAAUUUAUGUCUUUACUGUGGCAACACCUAUAACGAUAACGACACCGCAGAAUCAGAUAACCACAACAACAACAAUAGCAACAAUACCAACACUUACAAUAACAAUAGCACAACAGAAUCUGAUAACAACAUUACAAAUGAGAUGACAAACAACCAAGACGCCAAGGAGAAGAACAACAACGACAACCAGAACAACUACAACGAGAACAUUCGUCAAACCGGAAACAAAAACAACAACAACAAAUUCAUAUUCGUUCGACCAUACAACAGACAACUUAACUCAUUUUACGAAGAAAUCAUCACCACUCUAAUCCUACAUGGAUGCAUCCAAAACCACAACGACAUCCUACAAGCAUACACAAUCAACAAACCACUACACCGCAUACUAUUUAAACACUAA
Molecule: messenger RNA, 2757 nt
Organism: Helobdella robusta
Lineage: Eukaryota; Metazoa; Annelida; Clitellata; Rhynchobdellida; Glossiphoniidae
Exons: 2
Coding region: 1-2757 (918 amino acids)
Biological process (GO): proteolysis
Molecular function (GO): cysteine-type peptidase activity
Source: RefSeq, a predicted model, not a curated record